UAAAAAUAUUCCAAUGAUAAGUUUUCAAGAUAGAUUCAAAGGCAAAAUGUCAUACAUCUCUAAAUACGGAAUUAAUCAAUCCCCUGAUCUUAAAUCAAAUAGCUCAAUCCUGGUAUUCUUUCUAUUUCUAUUAAGUUAUAAGAUUAAUCAAACAAUAAAAGUACCUCAAAAAUUAUUAACAUCAAUUCUAAAUCCCCUAUCAAAAAUUCUUAAUAUUAUAAAUUGCCGCCUAUUAUAAAUAAAAUUGUAGAUAAAACUUAAAAUUUUAAAUAACAUAAAUAAUCUAUAUCAGCCAAAAAAAUGUAUUAAUCUUCUUUUUAUAUUUCAGUUACUCAGCAGAUCACUCAAAAAUUAGUUUGAAAAAAUCUGAUAAUGAUCUUGAACUCAUUUAAAUGAAACACUUGCAAUACUUAAAUAAGAUUGAAUAAUUAUAUAUGCUUUAAAAAAAUUGA
Molecule: messenger RNA, 452 nt
Organism: Paramecium sonneborni
Lineage: Eukaryota; Ciliophora; Oligohymenophorea; Peniculida; Parameciidae
Source: the annotation of a GenBank genome assembly